UUAGCCGUAUAUAUAGAGUAUUAAUUAAUCGAUAAUUACAAUAGAAUUAAAUAAUAUUCUAAAUCACAAUGAACAAUUUCAUUACAUUUUUGUGUUUCGUAAGCUUGGCUGUUGUAGGCAGCGUAAAUGGGGAUCUUAAAACUCCUUACGACAUCUUGUCCAAACAAAUUCAACAAAUUCUCCAAAAUAAUCGUCAAGCUUUCGCUGAUGGAUUCGAAGGAUUAACUCAAUUAGACCCAAUCUCUAUUGAUGGACCAUUUAACUUGAGUGGUAAUCCAUUCCAAGCACAGGUUUCAAAUGUUCAAGUAAAAGGAUUAUCUACAUUUGAUGGUACAUCCCUCGAUAUUUUAAGUAAUGGAGUAUUCAUUUUCGCAGUACGGGUACCAAAUAUUACAGUAGGUGGAGACAUCAACAUACCGAUUGCUAGUGGACCAGGCUACAAAGGCACUAUUGCCUCAACAUUAUCAGAUGUUUGGAUUGUAAUUAAUGGAUAUGCUUCAGUUCAAAGUGAUCGUCUCUCACUUAGCCAAAUACAUACAGAUAUAACCGUCGGUACCAUUCCAGACGUCAAAGUUUUGGGAUUACCUGGUGUGUUGAAUGAAUUUACUAAACAAUAUUUACUAAGCGAUUUGAGCAAUUUGAUUAACGCUAAUAGUGAUGUAUAUGAAGAAGUCCUUGAUGCCUUUGUGUAUCAAAAUCUAUCAGCGGGUUUAGGUACAAGUUAUUCAAAAUUUGUUAAUAAAGUAAAUUCUUUGGCUGGCAUGAUAGCAAAUUGAAGUAAAUUGAACAAC
Chrysoperla carnea is the source of this 791-nucleotide messenger RNA. RefSeq lists its product as uncharacterized. The coding region runs from base 69 to 776 and encodes 235 amino acids. The record is from RefSeq and is a predicted model, not a curated record. NCBI's taxonomy places the organism in Eukaryota, Metazoa, Arthropoda, Insecta, Neuroptera, Chrysopidae. The transcript has 5 exons.